Messenger RNA from Cuscuta epithymum, 699 nucleotides. Lineage: Eukaryota; Viridiplantae; Streptophyta; Magnoliopsida; Solanales; Convolvulaceae. The record is from the annotation of a GenBank genome assembly.
AAAAAGAUGAAAAACAAAAACAUAGAAAGAGAAAGUUCCUUCCAGCGUGGCUCCUUCCGGCGUGGCGUGUGUCAGGCUUUUAUUAACGGCGCAUCCAUCACUUCGAGCAUGUUCCUUCCGAUCAGAACAAUGGAUAAUCAGUCUGCUGCUUCUCACGUUGUCAAUCCGGCCGGUGCCACCGCAUCAGAGCCAAAUCAAUGGCGGUACCGGGGCAAGCGGAUCCGACUACCCACCGAGAUCGCCGACCGGGUCAUCAGUCUCACACAGCAGCUCCGAUUCCGGACGGAUGGGCACACGGUGAUGUGGUUGCUGCAGCAGGCUGAGCCAGCCAUCGUCGUUGCUCAGUGGACAGCAAACUACCCGCCAUCCGCCGCUGCCGCUUUUCAGCCCCCGAUCCCCGUUCCUGGCGGCGACUACACAGAGAAUCUCCCUGCCUCGAACAUAACGGCGGCGCCGCUGCUGAUCACUUCCCCCGUCGUCUUCGGCGGCACAGAAUCUCCGAGUUGCUGUCCCGUCAUCACUACUCCGUCACUCGUCUACCAGCCGCCGCCUUACAGCUGGGGUUAUCCCAUCCCCGACGCUUACCAACCCCCGUACCGUGGUGAACAUCUAUGACCGAUCAUCAUCGGUCAUAUUUUAUGUAAUUUCAUUUCAUCCCAUUCCGGCCAGGCCCUGCCGGCCGGUGAAGCUAGAUUAGGA